Messenger RNA from Linum tenue, 2182 nucleotides. NCBI's taxonomy places the organism in Eukaryota, Viridiplantae, Streptophyta, Magnoliopsida, Malpighiales, Linaceae. The record is from the annotation of a GenBank genome assembly.
GUUGCAGCGAGGGAAAGACUUCUAGCGACGAAUUGGGAAAUUUUUCCAGUUGGGAAGCUUACAAAAUCGCCCGAAGUGAAAUGAUGUGAAAUGAAUGAAAGGGAUUAUGGGAUUAGAAUCCGCAGGUGGCGUCCACCAUUCCUCCUUUGUGGCUUCUGCUCCAAAAUUCGCUGCUACUACCACUCCGUCUGGGCGCCCCUCUUUUGCUUCUGCUACUGCUACUACUUCUUCCAAUCGGUGAUUGAUCGCUUCAGUUGCGGUUGGGAGAUUAAUGCUUUGAACUGAAUGGGGGCAGGAGGCCUUUGAUUGAAAAGUUUGUUGGUUUUGGGGGUUUUUGUUUUGUUCUUGUCGUUGGUCAAUGGAUGGGGACAAGGGAGUUACUGGCGAGCCUCAAGUGCGGGAAGGUAUUUCGACGCCAUGGCAGCCGAGGCAGCUGGCUUUCAAGCUAUAUCAAGCUGCUCAGCGGUUGCAAACUGAGCGCGUUGUUGUAAAGAGACCUUUGGUGGCAAGAUUGACCAAAAACAUAGUUGAAACUUAUAAAAAGUGCAAUCCCCAAUUUAAAUAUUCAGAAGACUUAAAUCCCAAGAGAUACCUGACCAGUCCAAUCAAUUGGAGUUCUCAAUGAUGGCCAUGAUAAUCUAAACUCGGAUCUUAUUUUGAGCGUGAAUUGCCCCUUGAUCAACCCCGAGACACACAGAAGAUACGUUGUCAAAGAUGUCCUUGGCCAAGGAACUUUUGGCCAGGUUGCUAAAUGCUGGGUUGCGGAAACUAACAGUUUUGUUGCAGUAAAUAUAAUUAAAAAGCAACCAGCUUAUUAUCAACAAGCACUUGUUGAAGUAUCUAUUUUGACAACGCUAAACAAGAAGUAUGAUCCUGAAGAUAAGCAUCAUAUUGUCCGUAUCUAUGAUUACUUUGUCCAUCACCGGCACCUUUGCAUUUGCUUUGAAUUGCUCGACACAAACUUGUAUGAGCUUAUCAAGAUAAAUCAAUUUAGUCUUUGAGCAUUGUUCAAUUAUUUUCCAAACAGAUCUUACGUGGAUUGGCCUUGUUGAAAGAUGCUGGUAUAAUCCAUUGUGAUCUGAAACCAGAAAAUGUUCUUUUGUGCACAAGUUUGAAGCCAGCAGAAGUUAAGAUAAUUGACUUUGGAUCAGCCUGCAUGGAGGAUCGUACGGUCUACUCUUAAAUCCAGAGUCGUUAUUACAGGUCUCCUAAAGUUCUUCUAGGAUAUCAAUAUACUACUGCAAUCGAUAUGUGGUCUUUCGGAUGCAUUGUUGCAGAAUUGUUUCUAGAGUUGCCUCUCUUUCCUGGGGCCUCAGAAUUUGAUUUGUUGAGGCGAAUGAUUGAAAUACUUGGAGGACAACCUCCUGAUUAUGUGCUGAAGGAGGCAAAGAACACCGACAAAUUCUUCAAAUGCAUUGGCAACAUUUGUAACUUAGAGGGUGUUGAGGCCUCAUUGGGUGGCAGAACCGGGUAUCAAGCACUAACUAUAGAAGAAUAUGAAGCUAGAGAAUUGAAGAAGCCAUCAAUGGGGAAGGAGUAUUUCAAUCGUAUGAACCUUGAGGCUAUUGUGACAAACUAUCCCUACCGGAAGAACUUGGCACAAGAAGAUGUUAUGAAAGAAAGUAAAAUACGAUUAGCUCUGAUUGAUUUCUUGAAGGGACUUGUUGAGUUUGAUCCUGCGAAAAGGUGGUCGCCUUUUCAGGCUUCGAAGCAUCCUUUUGUUACAGGGGAACCAUUUACAUGCCCUUAUAAGCCUCCUCCUGAGACUCCUCGCAUGCCUGUCGCUCAAACUAUUAAGGUGGACCAUCAUCCUGGUGGUGGGCAUUGGUUUGCUGCUGGUCUAUCUCCUAAUGUUCAAGGCAAGAUGAGGAAUUCCAUGCAUGGCAGCACACAUUUUCCGAUGGUCCCGUAUUCACAUGCAAGUAGCUAUGGCAGUGUAGGAAGCCAUGGCAGCUAUAAUGAUGGCUUGGGCCUUGGAAGUAGCUAUGGAAGUUAUGGAGAUAGCAACAAUAUGUUUGCAUAUUAUUCACCAGUUAAUCAUUCUGGAUGCAUGCAUGUUAGAAACCGGCGGGUUGGGCCGGUUGGGUGAGGGGAGUGGCAGUUUCGUUAUUUUCAUUAUUUCUGUUUUGUAUUUAAGAGGAGAGAACACUAUUCUGCAGAGUUAGUCAAUAAUCAAUAUUAC